Botrytis sinoallii is the source of this 1882-nucleotide messenger RNA. RefSeq lists its product as uncharacterized. Gene Ontology annotation, molecular function: ATP binding; cyclin binding; cyclin-dependent protein serine/threonine kinase activity. Bases 452 to 1453 code for a protein of 333 amino acids. NCBI's taxonomy places the organism in Eukaryota, Fungi, Ascomycota, Leotiomycetes, Helotiales, Sclerotiniaceae. The record is from RefSeq and is a predicted model, not a curated record. The transcript has 3 exons. Gene Ontology annotation, cellular component: cytoplasm; cyclin-dependent protein kinase holoenzyme complex; nucleus. Gene Ontology annotation, biological process: signal transduction; regulation of gene expression; G1/S transition of mitotic cell cycle.
UUGGUUGUUUAGUUGUUUGCUUAUUCUCUUGUUUACUCCUGAGCUUGAGUACGAAUAACAGAACGACAAUACUAACAAUACUAUAAACGACUGCGUACAAAUUCUUCUUUCUCUUUCUCUUCAUCUCACUUCAAUUCGAGUCCAAAUUCGAGUAUCACGAGUAUUCCGACACGAAAGAUUCUACGGCAACUUAAUACAACAACAAUCCUUCACCACAACCAUCUUCUUAUAGCUAAUUCGUUACUCUUCCUCUCAUUUACGAAUCCUUCCAAUCUUUGCAUAGGUCCAUCUUCUUUCAAGAUAGAUGCUGUUGUUACCAUAAACCCAGGAUCAAUUACCAUUCCAAACUGCCCCUCCUUCACCGCCCCACUUCAACGGACAAAAGCAGAUUUAUUUCAACUUGAUUGACCUCGACGUUCUCUAAACCUUUCAACAUCAAGUAUAUUCGACAAUGGAGAACUAUCAGAAGCUGGAAAAGAUUGGAGAGGGUACUUACGGUGUUGUUUACAAAGCCAAGGAUCUUUCCCAUCCAGGACGUAUCGUGGCCCUUAAGAAGAUUCGACUCGAGGCAGAAGAUGAAGGAGUUCCUAGUACCGCCAUUAGAGAAAUUUCUCUCCUCAAGGAGAUGAAUGAUCCAAAUAUUGUUCGACUUCUCAAUAUUGUUCAUGCAGAUGGCCAUAAAUUAUACCUCGUCAUGGAGUUCCUCGACCUUGAUCUUAAGAAAUAUAUGGAAUCACUUCCAGUUGCCGAGGGUGGUAGAGGUAGAGCUUUACCGGAAGGAUCUGGUCCAGAUUUGGGUAGAAUGGGUAUGGGUGAUGCUAUGAUUAAGAAGUUCAUGAGUCAAUUGUGCGAAGGUAUCCGAUAUUGUCACGCCCAUCGAGUUCUUCACCGAGAUUUGAAGCCACAGAACUUGCUCAUUGAUCGGGAAGGUAAUCUCAAGCUUGCAGAUUUCGGUCUCGCUCGUGCUUUUGGUGUCCCUCUUCGAACAUAUACCCACGAGGUUGUUACCUUAUGGUAUCGUGCUCCUGAAAUUCUUCUCGGAGGUCGACAAUACUCAACGGGUGUUGAUAUGUGGUCUGUUGGAUGUAUUUUCGCGGAGAUGUGUACCAGAAAGCCAUUGUUUCCAGGUGACUCUGAAAUUGACGAGAUCUUCAAGAUCUUCAAACUUCUAGGUACACCCAACGAUCAAGAAUGGCCCGGUGUCAGUGACAAGACCUGUUUCCCCGACUUUAAACCAUCUUUCCCCAAGUGGCAACGCGACAUGAGCCAACCUCUUUGCACGAAUCUUGACGAUAACGGACUGGAUCUCCUUGAAUUGAUGCUUGUCUAUGAUCCAGCUGGACGUAUUUCUGCCAAGCAAGCAUGUUCACACCCAUAUUUCGAGGAAGGAAGCGCGGCAUACUCCGGACGAGGCGCAAGCUCUACAUAUAAAACUACAAACGGAUACCACUGAGGACUGAAACAUACCAAUAAUUGCAUACAUUGGAUGGUUAUGAGUUUGCGAUAAGACGAGCUGAGAUGAUUUAUGAUAUUAAAAACCACGGGAGUGAGGGACACUAAAUGGAAGGGAAGAAUGGUUGGGGCGGACGAGGAAAAUGAAUGAAUAGAGCUUAUAGCUAUACAUCAAAUAGCCAUGAGCUUCAGGAUAAGAAUUGCAUGCAUGGAGGGGGUUUUAUUAUGAAUGGAGUGGAUGGGAUACACUGUUAUGGCUGACAAGCUACAUUUCAUUUUCUUUCCCCUUUAAUUUAUUCCACGUUACUACCCUAUGUUUUCUGCGCCUUUUUUGUCCUUUUUUAUACCUACACUUUUGCAGUCUUGAGAGACAGACAGACAAUUAAUGGAUGGCGUCUUUCUAGCAUGCCUACAGUCCAUUUUUUAUGCU